This is a messenger RNA of Suillus clintonianus, 435 nucleotides long. RefSeq lists its product as uncharacterized. The coding region runs from base 1 to 435 and encodes 144 amino acids. The transcript is spliced from 2 exons. NCBI's taxonomy places the organism in Eukaryota, Fungi, Basidiomycota, Agaricomycetes, Boletales, Suillaceae. The record is from RefSeq and is a predicted model, not a curated record.
AUGCGCGCGCUCGAACAACAGCAGGCCCAGGAACUGCUUAGCAUUCCUUAUAACCCGACUAGCUUGGCCCAUCUCGCGGUCUCUGCACCUACCACUCCUCCGAGAGUGAACGCCGUUUUGAAUGACGACAAUCUUGUUAGGUCGGCUCUCUCUCACUCUUCGGUAGAUGUAGAGACUCUUAAGAAAGCAGUUGGUUCUGCGGUUGCGGAUAAUCAUGGAUUGAAUGGUCACUACGCACGACCUGCUGGAGCUAAAGGAAUGCCAGCCAGCCGUCGCACUUCAGGUAGCAGUCACGACGAGGAGCUUGCUGGUCAUUUGCAAGGUCUCUACUUCGUCGGAGGGCGUCAAUAUCGAGCGACGCCUAGCCCCGGGGCCGUAGUACAUUCGCUCUUGCCUCGCGGGAGAUACGGGUAUGAGGAGCGCACUGAAGGCUAG